Molecule: messenger RNA, 2108 nt
Organism: Harpegnathos saltator (Jerdon's jumping ant)
Lineage: Eukaryota; Metazoa; Arthropoda; Insecta; Hymenoptera; Formicidae
Product: uridine phosphorylase 1
Exons: 6
Coding region: 504-1571 (355 amino acids)
Biological process (GO): nucleotide catabolic process; uridine catabolic process
Cellular component (GO): cytoplasm; cytosol
Molecular function (GO): uridine phosphorylase activity
Source: RefSeq, a predicted model, not a curated record
CUUUCUAGCAAGACUGACACUUUGACUGACCGUUUUGUAUCCCCGAUUCGUGUCCAUUUCGAGCGACGAUUAUUACGCGCGUCCCGCUCCCCCCGAGCUCGCGUUCUCGCACAUACGCGAUAGCUCGUGCAGUACGUGUAAUCAGCGACGACGGCGGUGUGAUGGUAGAAAUGACGCGCUCGGUGCUCGUGUCGUCCUAGGCAGGCGUGUAUAAAAGUUGCCCUCGCGAUCGCCGCCAACUAUUCCGAUCCCGGCGACGACUGGCUGCUCGCGCGCGACCGGACUCGCCGCCGCGGCCCGUUUCAUCGGCGCGAAUCAGCCGAGUUACCGAGCCACUCCCGUGGCUUUCGUCGCGACGACCCCGAACUCCCCGCGACGAGGGACUCUAGCACCGAUCGGCACCGAGCGAUUUCCUCGCGAGCGCGGAGCGGGAUUUGAGGGUGAGAUCUCCGCUUUCGCGUUUAGCUUGAGCCUCACGUUUCGUCUUCCGCCGAGGAGCCGGGAUGCAAGCCAACCGGGUCAAUUCGUCCAGGAAGGAGGAGGAGAAGGAGAGGGACGACGAAUGCGAGUGCAAAAUGACCAGAUACAGCGAUGGCUCCGUACGGCUGCGAAACCCCAACAUCGAGCUCAUGGACCAGGACAUACUGUACCACCUCGCGCUCGGCAGCGGCUCCCACGACCUCGUCGAGAUGUUUGGCGACGUCAAGUUCGUCUGCAUGGGCGGGACGCCGAAACGGAUGGAGCAGUUCGCCAAUUACAUCAUGAAGGAGAUAGGUCACAGGCUGCCGGCCGGAACGACCCUCCUCGACAUCAGCCAGUACUCCUAUCGCUACUCCAUGUACAAAGUCGGUCCGGUGCUCUCGAUCAGCCACGGAAUGGGCAUACCUUCGGUCGGGAUCCUGCUGCACGAGGUGAUCAAGCUGAUGUACCACGCCAAGGUGAAGGACCCGGUCUUCUUUAGGAUCGGCACUUGCGGCGGUGUCGGCUACGAAGGCGGCACGGUCGUCAUCUCGCAGGAAGCUGUGGACGGGAUGCUGAAACCUUAUCUGGAACUGUUGGUGCUGGGGAAACUGAUACGCCGGCCGGCCAAGCUCGACCGGCAGCUCACCCGCGACCUCAGGGCCCUGGCGCAUCGCGACGAUCCCUACGACACCGUGAUCGGCAAGACCAUGUGCACAAACGACUUCUACGAGGAACAGGGCCGGCUGGACGGCGCGUUCUGCGAGUUCUCGGAGGCUGACAAGAUGGACUACCUCACAAAGAUGCACAAAGCUGGCGUGGUGAACAUCGAGAUGGAGAGCCUCUGUUUCGCCGCGCUGACGCACCACGCCGGCAUCCAGUCCGCCGUCGUGUGCGUGACAUUACUGGACCGACUCAAAGGCGACCAGGUCAUGGCGCCCAAGGAGGUGUUGGACGAGUGGCAGAUGCGGCCGCAGACGCUGGUCGCUCGUUACAUCACCACGUACCUGCAGAGGAAGGGCCGCCUGUCGCUGGAGGGCCACGGCUCCAUGUGCGUCAAGAGCCCGCGCCGGUACAAGCUGGUGCAGCAGGAGUCGGAGAAUUACGACUAAGCGCUCGCCGGGCGAUCCGCGGUCGCUUCACGCCGGGGAACGGGGCUGCGCGGACGGGUGUCACCUCGGCUCGACCUUCGGGGAGAUCAGCGACUCGAUCACCGGCGCUCGCUCGUCUGCGAGGAAAACCGGCGGAACCGGCCGGCUUGAAUCGAAUCGGGGAAAAGAGGAGGGCUGCUUUCCUUUUCUUCCUACGCGUCCGGGGCAAAAUUGUCACGCUGUAUCAUCCGUAAUAAUAAUAACAACAGAACACGUCUCGCCGUCUCUCGCCCUCACCGGGCACCAGAGCAGGCGGAGAAACAAAGAGCAAGAGAAAGAAAGCGGUAUUCCGUGAUCCCCGAGAGAGGACACUCUCUCGACUCUUCCUCGCCGUCUCGUCUCGCGCCCGGUCACCCCCAAGUACAAAGCGUGCGGAGUCGCGCCUCUCCAACGGGAGGAAGCCGCACGCGAACGCGGUAGUUUGUUUUGCGAGUCUCCCGCGAGGAGGACGAGGCGAAAUCCGACCUGCGAUAUCGUCGCACUCCACAUGACCAACAA